Messenger RNA from Diuraphis noxia (Russian wheat aphid), 1829 nucleotides. RefSeq names its product cytochrome P450 306a1-like. Gene Ontology annotation, biological process: xenobiotic metabolic process. The record is from RefSeq and is a predicted model, not a curated record. Gene Ontology annotation, molecular function: oxidoreductase activity, acting on paired donors, with incorporation or reduction of molecular oxygen, reduced flavin or flavoprotein as one donor, and incorporation of one atom of oxygen; heme binding; iron ion binding. Gene Ontology annotation, cellular component: cytoplasm; intracellular membrane-bounded organelle. NCBI's taxonomy places the organism in Eukaryota, Metazoa, Arthropoda, Insecta, Hemiptera, Aphididae.
CACAAAUGUUUGGCUACUUACUCAUGUCUGCACAUUCGUCAGAUAAUUGUUCAGGAUGAGAGAUCAGUGAAUGAUCAGCAUACGAUAAGUUUGGUUAUCAAAGUCCAGUGUGGAGUCUAGACGCUUUGAUAAAGAAACGCGACUGCGCGAAUUCGCAAAUCAAACGGUGGAUAGAUAGCGCGGAAAACAGAAAUCAAUCAUUAUAAUAUCGUCAAUAUCCAUACGCUCGUAAUAAUACAUUUUAUUAUUUACGCCUUGUGGACAAGACGAAGAUAAAAUAGGAACUUAAAUUAUGUUUUGGAUCAUCGGUGUAAUAUUAUUUGGUGUACUGUAUGCUGGUUAUCUAUGGCGUUCCAACAGAAACUUGCCUCCAGGCCCUUGGGGUGUUCCAAUUCUCGGCUAUCUACCGUGGUUAAAUCCUACCGAACCUUACAAAACAUUAACGGCACUGACUUGUAAGUAUGGGCCGAUUUACAGCAUUCAGAUGGGGAAACAUUUUGCAGUCGUUAUGUCGGACCCAACACUGGUUAGAAUGGCAUUAGCACGAAACGAACUGGCAGAUCGCACUAACUUCGAAGUUGUUAACGAAAUAAUGCAAGAACAUGGUUUAAUAUUUACACACGGGCCACUUUGGAAAGAACAGCGAAAAUUUGUUUGCAAUUGGCUUAAGGUGAUCGGCGUGACCAAGUUCGGUGACAAGAAAAAUAAUUUACAACUACUAAUUGCAGACGCUGUAUCUACUACGAUCUCGAAAUUACGACAGACAAAUAAUAGUCCGAUUGACACGGGAAAGUUUUUUCUAGUAAACAUAGGAGAUUUCAUAAAUCUUAUAGUGUUGGGUAAAGCGUGGCCAGAAGAUGACCCUAAUUGGAUUUAUUUACGAAAUUUGGCUGAAGACGGAUCUAAAAAAUUUGCCAUAGCUACUCCAUUGAGUGUUUUGCCAAUAUUGAAKGUCAUACCAAAGUAUAGAAAAACUGUUAUUGAAAUAAUCGAGGGAGUCAAAAAUACGCAUUUUAUAUAUAAAAAAUUGAUGGAGAAACGAGGCAACGAAAUUAAUGAAUGUGACGAUUUGAUGGCCAUGUUCAUGAAAGAAAUGACAAAGAGAACAAAUGAGAAAAGUUCUCAUUAUUUCACCGAAAAACAAUGUUGUUUUCUUUUGUCUGAUCUUUUUGGUGCUGGUGUUGAAACAACCGUGAAUACCCUAAGAUGGUUUCUUCUGUAUAUGGCUUUAAACCAAGAAAUACAGAACAACUUACAGACAUUGCUGGAUUCUGCGUGUACUGAUGGUGGAAUAAUAGAUUUAGAACACAUAGAAAGUAUUCCAUUUCUAAAAGCUUGCGUGUUUGAAACGAUGCGAUUACGGCCGGUUGCUCCAUCUGGAAUACCUAGGUCAGUCAACAGCGAAAUUACGAUUUUGGGAUACCGCAUACCAAAGGGGACCAUGGUUUUACCGCUGCAGUGGGCAAUGCACCACGAUGAAAAGUAUUGGACGGACCCGCAGGCAUUCCAACCGAAAAGAUUUUUAGACGACGAAGGAAACGUGAUAAGCAACAAAGCUUUCAUGCCAUUUCAAGCCGGUAAAAGAGCUUGUGUUGGAGAUACGCUUUCCUACUGGAUUCUCUAUUUAUUCGGUGCAAAUAUAAUUCACAAUUUCAAUAUUUCUACAGAACACGGUUUAUCUGAAAAAGAAAUAAACACCAUCAUGAAUGGGGAGUUUGGCAUAACGCUCAGUCCGGCUACGCAUAACAUUGUUUUUAAAUCUCGAAUUUAAGAUUAAUCGAUUCUCAAUUUGUUUUCGAAUAAUUAAAACUAUCUUAAAAUAAAUAUAA